AUGAUCAAAUAUUUGAGAAAACUCCCCAAUGAGCGCGCACUCCUGCGUUGCUAUGCUACGCAUUCUUUCAAUACCGAUCCCAUAUAUGAUGAAUCGUGGCCAAAGAGCAGCAAUCCAACACCUUAUGAUAUAUUUGGAUUACCUCCAGGGCAAGUCGAUCCACGUUUACUGAAGAAGAAGUACUACUCGCUAGCAAAACUCUAUCACCCCGAUAUUACCAAUAAUAUCACGAUACUCACAUCGAAGAAACAUCACAAAGCCGAGAUCGAUAGUUCAAACAUAAUGUCUCUCUCAGAAAAGAUGGAUCGGUUUCGGAUGCUAAGUGAAGCUUACGAGAUUUUAGGCGACAUGAAGAAAAAGAGCACGUACGACCGCUUCAAAACCGGCUGGUCUCAUUCCCCAACGCUAGACCGUAGUGCGGCUUAUGCGUCAGCAACUAGUCAUGGAUACCACCAAAACUAUAACUACGAGUACUGGAACGCGGGAACUUGGGAGGAAGUUAAUAAUUUGAAGAAUAAGGAUACCAAGAAACUCUCCCCGUGGGUUAUUAUCGCAUGGGUAUGUGGUCUCUUUGGAUGUAUCGAGUUCACUGCACUCCUCACGAGAAUUGAGGACUCUCUAACCAAGAACCACUUCACGCACGAUGAAACUGAAAGGGACCUCGUGCAGGCAUACAUCAACUACGGCCUUGAUACUGACAAAUGGUCCCGCCUAAGAAGAUUUUUGUGGUUUAGAACCUACAGUCUAUACAGGAACAAGGACGAUUUAGAUCGGGAAGCUAAGAAGAAUGAAAAGAUGGUCCAAACGCUAAGAAACAAAGAAGAAGGUGAAUAA
Lachancea fermentati is the source of this 834-nucleotide messenger RNA. The record is from the annotation of a GenBank genome assembly. NCBI's taxonomy places the organism in Eukaryota, Fungi, Ascomycota, Saccharomycetes, Saccharomycetales, Saccharomycetaceae.